AGUUUGUUGGUUUCACUACGGCUGUGGGCCACGGUUAGCCCCAACCACCCGACUAGUGUACGUUACACUCUCCGUGCGCGAAGGUUCGUCGCUUGUCUACGCUGCACUAGUGAAGUCUUUCGUUGAAAUUUUCUGUUGGUAGUACAAUUUGAUGUUUUCUUUAUCUUUAUGUUUACGCUUUUGGAAAAACCUCCCGCAGCUAGUGGCGUUUAUUAGUGCAACAGUGUGCAAAGUGUUUGCCUGUUAGUGCAGUGUUUUUCUUGCCUAUGUCUAUGGGUAGCUCCUAUCGAUAUUCAAUUAAAAAGCGCAUUUUUCAUCGCUCAUUUUGCGAAAGUUGCAUUUUGCCACUUUCAUUCAGUGGUUACUAUGUUAUGCUGCGUUUUUUGUAUGAUAAAUAAGCAGCAGUGCAGUGACUCUUUUUGUUUUUUUGCUUGCUGUUAUCGUCGCCGCUCAGCUGGUUAUUGCUUAACACUGAAAAAUGUUAUAAUAAGAAGAAAAGGCUGCCAAGAAUACGAACCCAAGUACAUAGCGUAAAAUUGGUAAAUUCACAAAUGCUAUGCAAAAUUUUCAUCAUGCUAUAAUCGUUAGUUCAAAGCUGUCUACUUCUGGUGGUGUGUGACAGCAGCUGAGGGAGAAAAAGAAGGAAAAAAAAUCAUAUUCAACUGAACCUGUUGAUCGCAAAGUGUCAACCUGCUCUCUGAAAGCUCUCCCGAGAUAUUCAUGUGUGUGACUGCUGUUGGUGACUUGUAAAUAAUAAAACGAUUCGAUUGGAUGAUGGAAGGCAAAGGUACAUACAUACUGGCAAAACAUAUUUUUACAUAAUUCACUUUCAUCAAGUUUGUUGCAAUAUUUUUUCACGAAUUCAAUUUUGAAAAAUAAGAAACAAAAGAAUCGAUUUUUGUUUUCCCCCGAGAGUAAACCGAAAUUUGCUGUGCAUGAAUCCUCUCCGUAGCAUAAGCUGCAUGGAAGAAAUGCAGUGCACCAAAGCAGAUGGAGUGAAGUAGUCACAAACCCCCCAUACCGGAGGAAGGAAGAGGAAUGUGAUGCUUUUCACUGUAAUUAUCGCACAUUUUUUGAAGUGCAUUGCAUCGUUUAGUAACAUCUCAGCGAGUAUCGGUGUGAGUGAGAUGCAAAGUGCAAGGAGAGUGAGUGUGCAAUAGUGGAUGUUGUUUGCUGAACAAGGAACCAGAAAACCAGCUUUCGGUGGCGAGCUGAGAAAUAUGUAUGUGCGGGGUGGACGGCAUUAACACGAGUCGCGGACCAAAUGUGGAUCUAUAGCCGUCGAGACUGCGGCGAGCUGGUUGUUUGGUGGCAGGUGGCUCGUUCUUUUGCAAUUGGAAAAACCGCUGAUUCUCCGCCAGUCCGAGGGGUUGGCAAGAGGAUGCAGAUUUUGGAGACUGUCUGAUUGUCACGAGCAAGCAGACGAGGUGGCUCAUCGACAGAAUUAGAAAGAAGGUUUUGCCACCCACAUCACGGCGACGAACUGACAAUGCGAUGGAUUGCUACUGCGCGACAAGUGUUGUUGUAUAGCCGUUACCAAGCUUAAUUGGAGUUGGAUUUUGAAAACCAUCAGCAACUCCCACCUCGGACGUUAAAAACGAGUAAAAAAAUCGAGUUCUGCUAGUAACAUUGCGAAAAACAAAACUGUGUCAUUCUCCAGCCAACCAACUGCUGCCCGACAGCCAGAGAUUGCCGCAGUUCCAGCCAGAGAAGUGUCACGCACUGCCCUAGUGACCGAAAGUUGUCACCGUCGUCGGUCGAUAGCGGCAGCGGUGACCCACUGCCUGGUGAGACACGAAAAGGUUUUUCGCGUGGUUAAAAUAGCAUAAUUUCCAUGCAACUUUAUGGAACUCGAACCGUACAGAUAUAGGAGCCCGAAUGAAAAGAGCGAAUAAAUCGCGAAAAAGUGACCGUUGCCAAGUGAAUGAAAAAAGUUGAAGGUGAUAUUUUUGUUUGUGUGCCGUAUUUUUCUUCUUCCUUCAUCUGAUCGAGAUUGUGCCCGUGGCUGCUGCCCGCAUGGAUUCCGAACGAAACGUGAAUCGAGCGAUAAGGGGCAUAAACGGUAGUGGGAACGCGAGCAUGGCGAGCGGAAAAUGCAACCAGUGCAGUAGUGCCAGUGGCCGACUGCCGGAAAAUGUGACACAAUCGAAUUGCCGCAUUUCUUUUCUCUGUGUUUCGUUUUCAUAGCGUCAUUUUCUUAGAUAUUUUUUUUCUGAAAAAUUGUAUAAUCGAUUGGCGUGUGAAUAGUCAGCCGGAAAAAGGCAUGCGUUUCGCGAGACCAUAGCCGAGUGUGUUUGAAUUGCAUAUUUGAUUAGCGAACAGUUCUGAGUUUUUUGUUGAGCAUUUGAUAUCGAAACCUGCCGAAAUUAACCUUAACUCAAACAGUUUAGUACCCACGAGGGUUUCGUGAACAAUUGUUCUGAACGAGUUGACGGAAGCGAAAAUUGGCGAAACAUGAAAUUUUGGAACGGUCACGUUGUGGAUAGAGAUAAAUCGGAGUUCUAGUGUGAAGGAUCGUGAGAGAAGCCCUUCAUCUCAAACGCGAAGUAAAGUUGCCGGUGGGGAAACAUUUCACUCCUCGGAGCUACCUCUCUAUGGCCAGCGGAUGUAAAAAGGUGCGUAUCAACCCACCGAAUUGGUUCAGACUCGGGUAAACGCGAUAAACAAGUUGACGUAAACACACACACUCUUUGUCGCUCCACUACGCAGUGCGGCGGACGGCGGCACGGUAGCCUGCGGCACUGCUUGCGACAAGUGCUGGUCCUCCUGUCUUCGCGCUGUGGUCGGUCACUCACAAUGAUGAUAUGUGAAGGAAGUCAUUUUAACAGUGGGUGAUGCAAAACUAAUUGAUUCGAGAGCAUGAUUUUGAUGAAUUGACGCUUUGAGUUGUUGCGGGUGCGCGAUGAGAUGACAUUGAUAGCCGCGAUGGGUAAAGAGAUGCGGCGUAGAUCUAGAAUGAAGGUUCUGAAAAUUUUGCAGUCAUUCUCGCAAGGGACAUUUAUAGCAUUUGUACUGCUGCUUUUGUACUGUGGGCGGAGUCUAGCAGAACCUGGCUAUUUAGACUUUGAUAACCUGCCGGAGACUAAUUUCACGUGCGCUGGAAAAGUAAUCGGUGGAUACUAUGCCGACCUGGAAGCAUCCUGCCAAAUGUUCCAUGUAUGUACCAUCGGACAAGGCGAUGAACCGAUGGACAUCAAGUUCCUCUGCCUCAACGGCACGGUUUUCGAUCAGGAAACACGUGUUUGCGAACGCGUGGACGAAGUCGAUUGCACCAAGUCGGAAAGGUUCUAUUAUUUGAAUCUCGAACUGUACGGAAAUACUAUCAUUCCGGCCCCGGAGGAGAGCAGUUCAGAGGAUGCUUCCAGUAGUGCCAGUAGUCCAUCGUCAACGACUAGCACAACGACUACAACGACGACAACAACAACCAGAAGGCCAACAAUGACAACGCCAUCGCGUAGAUUUGUCUUUAACAAUAGUAAAGGAACUCCAGUUGGGCCAUCUAGCACUCCAACCACUCCAAACCAUUCCUAUUUGUCUUCCACCUCGAAGACACCGGAGGAGGAUGAAGAAUACGAAUAUGAUGAUGACUACGAAGAGAAGGGCGAUCCGAGCGGUGGUAAUCAUCAACUACCAACAAUCGAAGAUGAUGGAUCCUUUUCGCCUCAGCAGUUUACGCUGCAACAACAAAGCCAGAAAAAUCAACCAAAACCGGAAGACCCCGCCAAACCUGGCAAUAAACCGGCCGUGUCCUUCCAACAGCAACAUUUCCAAAAUGGCGGAACGCUGGCUGUGACCAACUCGCAUGUGACUGUCACCACGCACACUACUAGCAAUAAUUCCAGUAGUCCCAAGAAAAGCUCCCAGCAGUUCAAUUUGUCGCAGAAGGAGAAAAUAGUGCUCGAGCAUCAGAAAGCCCAGCAACAGCAAGCUUUCCUCCAGCAACAGAUGAUCGCAAAGCAACACGAAGAACUGCAGAAGAAACAGCAGGAAGCUGCUGUUCAACAGCAGCAGAAGGCUAUUCAGCAGCAGCAGAUGCAGGUACAACAGCACGAAUCCGAGAUCAAGAAUCAUCAGGCGCUGCUGAUUUUGCAUCAACAGAAAAUUGCACGCCAGCAGCAGAAACAAACUCCUACCACAACGAGACCUCCGAUUUACAACCCGUACAUCACUAUUAAUCCUCAACAGCAGCAGCAAACUCAUGCACCAAAGAGAAUCCCGCUAUUGCCGGCGGCAUCCCCCCUCGGAUCAUCAUCGCAGUCCCAAGAAAUGCAACAUCACCAACAACCGCCUAGUGCGUCGCAGCUGGCACCUUUUCGACUGCGUGCUCAAGGCUUCAGACUUCCCUCCCAACAACGGCCUGACAUGUACGAACAGGAGGAUCGUUUCGAAGGAUAUCGAAGGCAGCCACCCCCACAGGUAGGACGACACGAGGUCUCCUUGCAUCUACCCUUUGAAGACUACCGGCACCAGAAAGACAUAUCGCUCGAGUUCGACACUGAGGAGGAAGACCUCACCCAAAUCCCUCAGCACAAGGAACUCAAACGAUCCGAUCCACCGUUCCACAGUUCGAUCCAUGGUAACAACACACCACCGCCACCUACCGUCAAAACGCAGGCCGGAAAGCAGGCCACGGCCGCAACAGCGGAUGCUGCAAUGAAACCUAGCGAGUCCAAACCAGUGACCGCGGCAUCUCCGGAACCGAGCAGUUUCCAGGACGAUAACGUUGAGUACGAUGACUACGAAGACUACAGCUCCGAAGUGGCCCCGGAACCAGCCAAGAAUCCUAGUUUAGAUAAUGUUAAGUCAAACACAAAUAGCGAAAUUGUAGUGGCAAGCAAGCGCUCCGGGGAAGAUCAGCUCAGCACUCACUUGGCUAGCACCGGUGGCCUUACUAGUAAGUCAAGCAAUCCAAGUAGCAGUAGUAGUAGUAGUAUUAGUAGCAGUGUCAGCAGUAGUAGCAAUAACUCUAAGAAUAAAAACAACACUAGUAGAUUUAUCAUCAAUAACGAACACCACAAGAGUCCAACCAGUUCGUACAGUCGAGGUCGCCUCGAUCUCCUGCACGACAGCCGAUCAUCCGCAGUACCUCGAACGCGGCCGAACUACUACGUUCAGUCACCAAAGGUGAUCGUCACGACUAGCACCUCCAUUCGGGACAACAAUGGGCGGACAAUCAACUAUUCCGUCAGUAGCAGCAAUCGGUCUGCGACAUCGACGACCGCUUCGAGCCAGCUGACAGCCGCCAAAGGCCAAUCUGAGUCCACUCGAGCUUACGAUGAGUACAAGGAGGACGAUGUCCGGUCGGAUCCGUUCUUUCUUGAUGUACCAAAAGUAGGAACCAGUGCCUCCGGACGGACGAAACGACAGACGCCGGUUCAGCGGAAACGGAAGAAACAGUUCGUGUAUAUUGUUCCUCGAUUUAUGUGACAAAACCUUCCCAAAAAAAGCAUACAGAACAUUCCCGAUAUGAUAUUUCAACGAAACUACCAAGAAACGCCAACAAGAUUGACCCUAGUUAUUAAUGUAGGAAAAAAGUAAUGUUGUUCAAAUAUUCCGUGUAAAUAUACUGAGCUUCAAGCAACACACAAAUCACGAUGAUAUAAAAAUACUCAAUUACUUUUAGUAUCGGUUAAAAAGACACGUUUCCUUUAAGCUCCAAAUUUGUACAUUAAACAUGCAAACGUGCGAUUGUGUCGUAAGUUUGGGUUUCUGGAACGGUUUUCUCUAAACAAUGAAAGUUUGUAAAAAUAAAUUUGUAUAACAUUAUUUUAAUCUGAAUCUUAAUUAGCUAAUUUAAUUCUUAAAAUUUCUCGAUCUAAUGAUUAAGUCCUGUACAGAACAUAAAUAAGCUAAAUCACUGUAAGCAACAUUUAAGCAAACAAACGUGUAUGAACAAGUUAUGAACAUUUGACGGUAACGAGCAUGAGCAUUGAAGAUAAAUCGAACACCUAAACUGGAGUCUGUAUACAAUAAAAAUGUAUGUUAGACAAACUCUGAGCAAGACAACGGCGGAUACCCCGGUAUUGCAUAGCAACACGACAAUACGAUUGGCAGUUAAGUGGGCUCUGUUUUUUGGUAGUCUCAAAUGAUCCAAAAUUCAAUUUCUGCUGCUGUUCUUGUUCUAUGAGUUUUUCUUAUGUAUAUAACUACUUUGACCUAAACUAUUUGUGUAAAGAUUUGUUGUUAAGAGAAUAAAGCAACAAUAAUGUCUACAGUUGUA
This is a messenger RNA of Topomyia yanbarensis, 6220 nucleotides long. RefSeq lists its product as uncharacterized. The record is from RefSeq and is a predicted model, not a curated record. The transcript has 10 exons. Gene Ontology annotation, molecular function: chitin binding. Gene Ontology annotation, cellular component: extracellular region. Bases 2908 to 5427 code for a protein of 839 amino acids. NCBI's taxonomy places the organism in Eukaryota, Metazoa, Arthropoda, Insecta, Diptera, Culicidae.